AUGUUACAAUCGUCUAUUCAACGUCUCCAAUUUGCUCAAGAAGGUUUUGGUGAAUCAAUGUUAGCUGUACCUCGUAUACCGGCAACUUCAACUAACAAUCAAGAUAAUACACUACUUGUACGACUUUCAUCAUCUAUGUAUGUUCCUGGUCCACAAGAUUAUUUUAAACGUAAACAUGAUUAUAUUCAAAUUGAAAUUGAUAAAUUACAAAAGGUUUUAUAUGAUAAAUUAUUAACAAGACAACAAAUUAAUGGUAUAUUACAAAUGCAUCUUCAACAACAACAGCAGCAACAACAACAACAACAACAGAAAUGA
This is a messenger RNA of Didymodactylos carnosus, 315 nucleotides long. The record is from the annotation of a GenBank genome assembly. NCBI's taxonomy places the organism in Eukaryota, Metazoa, Rotifera, Eurotatoria, Philodinida, Philodinidae.